AUGAUUGACAGUGAUAACUACCACGGUAUCACCGGAAAACGAAAGAGAACUGAUCAAACUCCAAUUCAGUUCUUCGUUCGUUCUUUAUCCAAAACAGAAACCUUAGUUAUUCGAGGUUAUUCUAAUGACUCCAUAGAAAUAACUAAAAAUAAAAUCAGAAUGAUCACUGGUAUGCCCGAAGAUCACCAGCGACUAAUCUAUAACGGGAAACAACUCUCCUGUCAAUCGGAGACAUUGGCAUUUUACAACAUUCAGAAUGAUACAACUAUUCAUUUAGUUGGUAAAAUGCCAACAUAUCAUCUGCAGACAUGGAAAAUCACUACUGAGAUAAUUUCAAAAAUCUCCAUGAUUUUCAAUAGUGAUUAUGUUUGUCAUUCCUCGGAUUUGAAGGAUAUGACAAUGUUGAUGAAAGAGUUCACAUUUAUGAUUCUAAACAAAAAUGCUGAAGAAGCAUGUCACAACAUACAGUUCUUUAUUUCGUCGUCUGCUCCUGCAGAUUUGGUAAUACUCUAUAUGUCUCGGGAUAAUACUAAAAAAUCAAUUGCUGAUAAAUUUAUUCAUAGAUUCAUCAAUUCGAUGAUGAGUAUUGAUUUGCCUAAGAAGAGAUACAGUGGAUGUGCUCGAUUGAUAUUGGAGUUCUGUAAGCUACUGAGAAGAGUUGUUGGGCUUGAGGAUCCCUUGUAUAGAUUUUGUCGGAGUAUUAUAAUGGAUAUAGUAGAGGCCGUUGGAAUUGCAAGGUGCAAGAAGAAUGUUGCUGAUGAAUUGUUAGCAUUGAAUGAUGUUUUUAUGAUUGUUCGUGAGGUUGUAGUAGCUGAUUUAUCCCGUGAGUUAGAACUGAGUAUGGGAUCAAUUGAGUCUACGGGGUUAUCACUGAUAAGCAUUGUGCGUGAUUUCACUGAGUACAUGUGCUUAGUGAGGGCAUUGUUGCAACAACCUUUCGACUCUUUAAAUGGUGAAGCAGUGUAUAACAGAGAGUACAUUGAGAGCUUGCAUCGUAUUUUAUCUGACCUGCAUAUUAUGUUAUAUGAUUUGCUAGAUAAAAUAGAGCGGUGCUUAAGGAAAUUGGAAGAUCAGCUGAGAUCUAACAAUGAAGCUGGCAUGCUUAUCGUAUCGUGGUGGUCUCACUAUCUUGUAAUACUGAAAGAGUUAAGCAACAUUAAUUCUGAGUUGUUUAACAACUCGGAGGUCUUUUGGCAGAAGUUGAAUCAACAAAAAUUUUCACUGUGCUUUCUAAUCGCGAUGUUUGCAAACAGUUUUGAUGAUUAUCGGUGGAUCAUUGAGCACAAGGAGGUAACAAAUUUCGAAGUACGUAGACAUCUCACAAUGAUGAUGCUUGAAGAAGCUAGAUUCGGAAACAAGGAGAAGUCAUAUGAGAUGCUCAUCGAUAGGUCCGUGCUGUUGGAUGUAUCUUUUGAAUAUAUUGUAUAUCAGGAUCCUGCAUUGUUGCGAGGCGAUCUGUUAAUUCAAUUCAAACAUAAAGAAGCUACUGGGCCCGGAGUGUUGAGAGAGUGGUUUUUCUUGGUAUUUCGAGAGAUGUUCAAUCCUCACAAGGCCCUCUUUGUUGCUUGUCCAAAUGAUCGAAGAAGGUUUUUUCCAAAUUCAGCAUCUAAGGUGAUCCAUUACACCUCGAGUAUUUCACCUUCUGUGGUAGAAUGA
Solanum tuberosum (potato) is the source of this 1656-nucleotide messenger RNA. RefSeq names its product E3 ubiquitin-protein ligase UPL5-like. The coding region runs from base 1 to 1656 and encodes 551 amino acids. The transcript has 2 exons. Gene Ontology annotation, biological process: ubiquitin-dependent protein catabolic process; protein polyubiquitination. The record is from RefSeq and is a predicted model, not a curated record. Gene Ontology annotation, cellular component: cytoplasm. Lineage: Eukaryota; Viridiplantae; Streptophyta; Magnoliopsida; Solanales; Solanaceae. Gene Ontology annotation, molecular function: ubiquitin protein ligase activity; protein binding.